AUGAAAGCGAAGAGACAUGGCAUUAUUGAUGAUGCUGAAAGUGAGCAGCAUAUUGUACGCAUUUAUAAUAAGGCAGUUGCACAAUCACUUUCUCAUAACUUAGAGAAAAAAAUCAGACCUUUCAUAGAACCAAAAAAGUCUCUUGCUCAGAGAAUUGCCAGUGAAUAUGUUGCCAAUUUCCUUGCAAAGCACAAAAUGGAUGUUUCAUUUGCUAUGGCACAAAAGGAAACAAAUGAAUAUAUUCAUGAAGAGCAUAAUCCAGCAUGGACUGCACGUCGCUUAGGACUUCACGAGACAGAACAACUUUUCCACUCUAUUGUCGACGGAUGUGGAAUUACUGUUUAUCAUACAACAACUUUGAACGAGCCAGAACCAAAGCAAAAGAAAUACACAGUUCCAGAUAAGGACAAUUUCACUACAGGUGAUUUCCUUAACUCAAACGAAAAUGAAUUCACUGGUUUUCUCGUUACAACAGAUCCAGAACCACCAAAGAAGAAAGAGCAUAAGCAUCAUCACCGCUCACGCGAUAUUCGUGAGGAAUCUAAUACAUUCACUGCAUUAAAUACAGUCGAAGAGAAAUACGAUCGCCUUGGAAAUCCAAAGAACAAAUUACCGAAACCAAACAUCGAUGCAGAACCAUCAUCAAGACAUUCAAGGUCACACACACAUACACAUUCACGUACACAUACCCAUACAAGGCAAACAGAUUCUCAUGAUUCUUUCUUCGACGAACCACAGAAGCCAGAAGAUCCAAAACGCAAGCAGGUUGAUGAACUCUUCAUCAAGGCCCGCGAAGAAAACAGAGCUCGUGGUGCACCUACAAAAUCAUUUGCCGAAAGACUUUCCGCUCUCAUGAUUUCCUCCAAACUCAGGGACCGCGAAGUCAAUGCCGACAAAUGCGAUGGAUAUGCCACACUCUGCUCCAAGGAUCUCAGCCCGGAGUCGAUGACAGGCACAAUCGACAAUCCAUCGUUAACUGCCGAGCGUUUAGAAGGCACAUCCAAUGCACUUUCGAAGUACAUGAAGUCAAUGAAGUCUGGCCAAUCGAAGCCUCUUCCACCAGACUCAGAUUCCCGCUUACCAACUGGCGAACCAACCGCCGACAUCUUCGACACAUCAACACGUGAUGGCGAACAAGGCGGAUCUAAUAAGACAAGCGCCAUUUCUGUUCCAAGGCCAACACAGUCCAGGAUAAUGUCUUCUAAGGCAGGAAGUGAUGCAAUCGCUGCCUUCGAGAAGAUGAUGAACAGCGGACAAGGAAGAGUUCCUAUUGCAGCACCAGAAGAUGUUGAUCUCAGCAGCAGCAUACAGAGUAUUCAAGAACAGAGCAAUGAGACAGGCUCAAUUCAGACUAACUCUGAAGAUAGUUAUGAAGAGGAUGAAGAGGAAGAAGUUGUCUUAGAAGAAGAGGAAGUAUCUGAAUCAGAAACAGUAUCAAAGAAGCAGGAAAGUAAACCUGCUCCACCUCCUGCUGAUGAAAAGGAAAGUAGCAGUACUCACUUGUACGAAGAAGUUUAUGAGGAAGAGGAAGUUGUUGAAUAUGAUUAA
Messenger RNA from Trichomonas vaginalis G3, 1548 nucleotides. RefSeq lists its product as uncharacterized. The record is from RefSeq and is a predicted model, not a curated record. The transcript has a single exon. Lineage: Eukaryota; Parabasalia; Trichomonadida; Trichomonadidae. The coding region runs from base 1 to 1548 and encodes 515 amino acids.